Schistosoma intercalatum is the source of this 800-nucleotide messenger RNA. The record is from the annotation of a GenBank genome assembly. Lineage: Eukaryota; Metazoa; Platyhelminthes; Trematoda; Strigeidida; Schistosomatidae.
AUGUCAUCCAACCAAGGGAAUAAGAUGGAUCGGUACGAAAUCUUCCGCAUUCGUCAAGGCAUGAGGCCCAGAAGUAAUGAUGAGACAUAUUUUGAUUGCAGUGGCAGUCCGAUGAUCGACGGAUUUGAUCACAAGAUACGGGCUUACAAUAAAAAAGGAGCAACAGGAAAUCAAAGAGGAGUCAAUUCUGAGCAAACAUACGGAAGCAAAAAUACAUCAGACUGUAGUUAUCAGCAAGAUUUUGGUGAUAACCUAGGUCCAUUGGUUACUUAUGGGAUCGAUGAUGAACCCAAGCCAGGUGAUAAUAAACUGAUCUGGGUAUGUUGACAGACAUAAGUAGCAUACACCACAGUACUACAAAUUAUGUGAGGAAUCGUAUAUUCUAUUACAGAAUGUUAAUCAACUCGUGAUGAAUUUUAUUUAGCAAUACAACUGCCAUAACAUCAUUUAAACUUCCAUAUUUGUGCUUAAAUAUUCCCCUACAGUUAAUACAGUUCUUUUUAACAUCUUUUUCAUUCUUAUUAUUUAUUUUGUAUAUUGGAGUCAUAUUUCGUCCAGCUUUUGUGUUUUUGUUAACAUUUUUUAUCGUGUCUGUUCACUUUCUUUUGUACAAUGAUUUACUACUUGAUUGUUACUUCAUUUUUAUUGCUGUUAACUUAUGAAACCACUCUACAAGAAACUUAUUAGUAUUUUCAUUAGAAACAUAAGUUGACAUAAUAUAAUAUUUGACAUCAAUCAUUUCACUUUCACCGUAAAUUGAUUGGGUAUAGUUAGAAUUAUCAAUUAUCUCUACUUUAGUC